AUUACUUUCUUUCUCAAGCUUCUUAGUAUUGAAGGAUUUUUUUUUCCUUUCUAAGAGAUUUGAGUUUCUUUACGUUAUUAUCUUGUCUUCUAUAAGGUCAUCAUCGUCUCUCUUCUUCCAUUUCCUUUAUUUAUCCCAAUUUACAAACAGAAAGAGUUGAGGGUUUAAAACAUAGAGAGACAAUAGAAGUAAAAGUCUAGAACAAGUCUUCGGGAGGAGUGGUUUUUUUUCUUUUUAUAAAAAUAAAAACCUUCUUCUGUUUCGUAAGGGCAUGAAGAGAGCUUCAUUUCCCGGGACAAAACUUGGGAAUAAACCAUGUUGUGUUGUGAACGCAACAAUACAACGCUAAUGUUCACAAACGCACUCCUUCAUAUCAAGGCAAACAGCAACUGCUCAAAAACAUUCCAUAUCUAUGGCUUAUUCUGUUUCCCACAACAGUUUCUCAACGAUUCCUCUUUUUGUCGGUUUCCUUGUUGUUGCUUCCUCCCUUGCCCAUGUCCUGUCCUCCCCAUUGAUGUCAGAUUCCGGUAACCGGCAAAUGAAAAACCGUACUUUUAAACCUGCUAAGGACAUCCAGAAGCUAAGGAGAAUAAAUGCUUAUCUCAAGAAGAUCAAUAAGCCUGCUAUGAAGACAAUUCAGAGUCCAGAUGGUGAUAUCAUAGAUUGCGUUCUCUCUCAUCUUCAACCUGCUUUCGAUCACCCUGAGCUUAGAGGGCAGAAACCAUCGGAUCCACCGGCGAGGCCAAAACGUCACAACUCUACCGAUGCAAACCCUGAGAACUUGCAACUAUGGACAGGCUCAGGUGAAUCUUGCCCCGAAGGAACUGUUCCAAUCAGAAGAACUACAGAGAAAGACGUUUUGAGAGCAAGUUCUGUUAGGAGAUAUAGAAGAACAAGAAGAAGACAUAUAAGGAGAGACUCAACAGGCAGCGGCCAUGAGCACGCAGUUGUGUUUGUGAAUGGAGAUCAGUAUUAUGGAGCAAAGGCAAGCUUAAACGUGUGGGCGCCUCGUGUGACUAAUGAAUACGAGUUUAGCUUGUCACAGAUAUGGAUCAUCUCUGGUUCUUUUGGCAAUGAUCUUAAUACCAUUGAAGCUGGUUGGCAGGUUAGCCCUGAAUUAUAUGGAGAUAUUUACCCUAGAUUCUUCACAUACUGGACGACUGAUGCAUACCGAGCCACUGGAUGCUACAACUUGCUGUGUUCGGGCUUUGUCCAAACCACCAAUAAGAUUGCUAUUGGAGCAGCAAUCUCUCCAAUCUCCUCCUACAAUGGCAGACAGUUUGACAUCGACAUAAUGGUUUGGAAGGAUCCAAAACAUGGACAUUGGUGGUUAGAAUUUGGAUCAGGAUUACUGGUUGGAUAUUGGCCUGCAUUUCUCUUUAGUCACUUGAGAAGCCAUGCCAACAUGAUACAAUUUGGAGGAGAAAUUGUAAACACUAGAUCGUCAGGAUUCCACACAUCAACACAAAUGGGCAGUGGACAUUUUGCUGAAGAAGGGUUUGGAAAGGCUGCUUAUUUUCGGAACUUGCAAACUGUUGAUUGGGAUAAUAAUUUGCUGCCCCUAACAAACCUUCACCUAUUGGCCGAUCAUUCUGAUUGUUACGACAUCAGACAAGGAAGAAAUAAUGUUUGGGGAAAUUACUUUUACUAUGGAGGUCCAGGAAGGAACGUAAGGUGUCCUUGAGUAAAAUUAAAACAGGAUAGGAUGAGAGGGUUGUUGAACUACUGGUACUUUUUUUUUUCACCCCAACCCAAAAUUUAUUUUUUGGGUAUUUAGCUUUCAUAUCGGGACUUUAGCAUGGUUUGGGUUAGAUUCUUUUUAUUGAUGUAUAUUUUCCUUCCUCUGAUAGAUUGAUUUUCUUUCCGUGGUAAUAGGUAAAUUUUUCGGGAAAUACAAACUGUUAAUAAGACCAUUUUUCUGUUUC
Gossypium raimondii (Peruvian cotton) is the source of this 1925-nucleotide messenger RNA. RefSeq lists its product as uncharacterized. The transcript has 7 exons. Bases 413 to 1684 code for a protein of 423 amino acids. Lineage: Eukaryota; Viridiplantae; Streptophyta; Magnoliopsida; Malvales; Malvaceae. The record is from RefSeq and is a predicted model, not a curated record.